Molecule: messenger RNA, 330 nt
Organism: Daktulosphaira vitifoliae (grape phylloxera)
Lineage: Eukaryota; Metazoa; Arthropoda; Insecta; Hemiptera; Phylloxeridae
Exons: 1
Coding region: 1-330 (109 amino acids)
Biological process (GO): chromatin remodeling
Cellular component (GO): nucleus
Source: RefSeq, a predicted model, not a curated record
AUGGAAGAGGAAAUGAAAAGUAAAGUAGUAGAAGUAGCUAGGAAAAGUGACAGGAUUAUAGUCGUGAAAUUGAUAUUUGAGGAAAAAGUGCUGAAUGUCAUAAGUGCCUAUGCGCCACAAGUAGGAUGUAGUGAAAUAGACAAGGAAGUGUUUUGGAGAGAGAUGGAUGAGGUGAUGCAAGAUGUACCUGGCAAUGAGGAUGCGGUGAUAGGUGGAGAUAUGAAUGAAGAUGUAAAUAAUGACAGUAAAGGAUAUGAAAGAGUACAUAUAGGGUAUGGUUUUAGUAGGAAGAAUGAGGCUGGAGAAAGAAUCCUGGAUUAUAAUUUAUAA